Echinostoma caproni is the source of this 306-nucleotide messenger RNA. NCBI's taxonomy places the organism in Eukaryota, Metazoa, Platyhelminthes, Trematoda, Plagiorchiida, Echinostomatidae. The record is from the annotation of a GenBank genome assembly.
AUGGAUGAUUGUGAGCUGGAUUUGUUACUAAAAGAGCUCGAAGCCGAUCACAGUGAUGCUUUGAAAUACAUCGAUCGUGAGCUAGAGAAGAAGGCGACCACUUUAGUUGUGGACGAUUAUGAUAUUCUUCAGAAGAUCGGACAAGGGACGUUCGGUGAAGUUUUCAAAGCCAGACAUAAACGAUCGAAAGAGCAGUUUGCAUUAAAACGUCUUAAAACAGAACAAGAAUCAGAGGGUGUAUGUUGUGAGCUUUUCUUUGUAUUUUCUAGUUUCCUGUUACCGCACUCAGGGAAAUACGAAUUCUAA